UGGAGUGUUGAAAUUUCAGGGUUAAACAUGUCAGAGUUGAUUUCAACUCUCAAAGUGUCAUUUUAACACAUUCUGAUUAAAAUGGUGUUCAGUGUUGGAGUUAUUUAACAGAGUUAUUCCAACCUAAGCAAAUCAACUCUGUAGAGAUGUAAAGUGCAUCUCGGCCGAGUUAACUUGCUUGAUAGGCCCCUGGGCUUCAGUCCAGGUAACCCCAUGUGUUAUGCCCCUGGGCUUUCAGCAGGGUGAACCCGUGCAUCAAUCAAUAGUCUCCUGUGCGUGGCGUGGUCAACCGUCGUUUAUUUCGCUGCUGGAAUCAGGAAUGGAUGCGAAGUUGGACUUUUACACGAGAGAAAAAUGUUGAUCCAGGUUCGGUAUUGCCAACAGCAGAAGUAUGUGAAGUUGGAUGAGGUUGAUGGAUGUUUUGAUUUUGUGCAGUUCCAUGACAAAGUCAUCGAGAGAUUUUGCCUGCCACCUGACGCAAAAUUAGUGUACAAAGAUGCAACAGGGACAGAAGUUGAUGAGGACAUUUUCAGUGACCUUGUCAGCCAAGGCAAUGUGACUCUAUCGGUUUUCUCAAAUGACGAAUUUUCCGAUUGCUCCUUGUCCUCUCCAUCCGAUUAUUCUGAUUCAAGCUUCAGUUCAUGUGCAAGUACAUCAACUAUACUCCUAGAUGAGGUUCCUAGGAAGAAACCAAGACUUGAGGGCCCACUUACUGCAGCAUCUGCUAGAAAGUUGAUUGAAGAUGUCCUUGGUACCAGCUCAGGUGGUGAAGAGGUCCUCCAAGAGUAUCACACAACAAAAACUCUAACAGAUGCUACCAGAAGAAAGUUGGUCAAUAUAAUAGUGGCACACAUGAUUGAUAAACACGGGCAACUCCCAAGCAAAGCUGUUCGAGAAGAGUACGCUCUUGGGAUAGUGACAGUGUUCCCGUCCCUCAAAGACCCAUACUCCAAGAAAGGCUAUGAACAUUUCUAUGAUGCUGCAAGCAGCACCGGAUACAUUUCUUGGCGUCUGAAAACGAUUCAGAGAAAGAUUCGAAGAGGACAUGCAUCUACAAGUAGCCCCACUGGCUUUUCCCCAGGAGGAGGAGGCCCAAAUGUGCGCAGGUCCAUUGUUGUUGACCAGCAGCUUGAUGGGGAUACAUACCAGGAAGCCAUCUCCUUGCUCAACCAUACAACAGACAGUUCCGUAAUUUUUCUGAAGAUGAGAGAGACCUUUCAGAAUCGCCAAAAACUCAUCCACGACUCAGACAAAACUCAAGAUAUCUUCUCCAUCUUCCCAAGAUUCCUGGAUACAAAGGGAUUGAUGAAUCAAGACUUCACACUCCUGUUUGAAGAGGAGGUUUCCAACCUGCUGCUCCAGAAAUGGGAUCCGUUCUUCAGAGAUAACGUCAUCAAAGAGGCCAAGCGGCUCACCCCAACACCUGAGCUGCGCCGAAUGCUGCAGGCCGCAGAGUCUCCAGGAAGUGAACUUGAUGAGGCACCAAUUGGGUUAAAGUCGAUGGUGUUGAGUACAAAGGUGGACUUGUUGUUUGCAGUUCCAUGGAGGAAGACAUGCCAGUCUUUUGUCAAAUAGAUGAUGUACUUCUGGUUGAAGAUGACGUUUAUUUUUUGACAAAAAAGCUAUUUACAGAGAUGUUUGUUGAACACCACCAUGCCUUCAAAGUUUUACCAACUGAAGAGAGGUGUGUCAUGAAAAUGACUGAACUCAAAUGUCACAAACCAUUUGAUAUUCAAAGCUCAUAUGGUAAAGCAGAUGAAAGUUUGUACAUUAUACCCUCGUUUAUUAUGUUUUAACUGACUGCAUUGGGGGAAAGUUCUUAAAAUAAAUGGUAAGCAGAUGGAGGUUUGUACAUUAUACCCUCAUGUUUUAACUGACUGCAUUGGGGGAAAAGUUAAAAUAAAUUGUGUUUUUGAAAAUGCA
Messenger RNA from Syngnathus typhle (broad-nosed pipefish), 1923 nucleotides. RefSeq lists its product as uncharacterized. The transcript is spliced from 10 exons. Lineage: Eukaryota; Metazoa; Chordata; Actinopteri; Syngnathiformes; Syngnathidae. Bases 355 to 1575 code for a protein of 406 amino acids. The record is from RefSeq and is a predicted model, not a curated record.